GGACGGCAUAUCACAAAUAUAAACCAGGUGGUACCCAAUAUCAACCAAACUGUUCAGCCAAUCGGAAUAUGUAGAUUAAUGCACGGGACACUGUGCAGAGUGUAAUGGAAAUCCGGCUUAAGUAAUCUGUAGUUGUUUGCUUGCUAAACUGCUGAAGUUGUUUUUCAACAAUCAACGGGAAAAUCUGUCCCCGUAUUAUUCUAGUUUUGUCCAAUUUUUAAUUGUAGAAAUACAACAAAAGUACGUAUUGAAACAAUUGAGGUUUUUUUAUUUUUUAAAUAAAUAAAUAAAUUGUACGUUUUUGAAAAUCUUUGUUAUUUUUAUUAUAUCAAUAUCAACUUAUUUUCUUUUACAUUGUGAAAUAAUCAACUAAUAAUCAAGAACCAGCAAUUAUUUCGUAGGAUUUUAAGUGAAUUUGAUUUAUAUUUUUUCUAAUCACUAUGGAAUCGUUUAAGCUUUAUUUUAAAACCAUUUUUAAUUGUUUACCCCUACUCCAUAUACCUCCAAAAGUAUUUACUUUUGAUGUUCAAAUAUGAACCCCCCCUUUUGAACAUAGAUUUAAAUAGAGAAUAUUUUUCUAAAAAUAUUGAUAUGCAUAAAACUUAUAUCAGAUUUACCGUUUUUGAGUUAUAACAGUUUAAAGUUUUUGACCGGAGGAGUAGGGAAGGGUAAUAGAUUAUAUUAUUUAUUACACUAACUGAUAUUAGUGUUAUGCAUGUCAACAUUUCUAGAAAAAUAUUCUCUAUUCAAAUCUGUGUUCAAAAAAGGGGGGUUCCUAUUUGCAAAACAAAAAUAUGUAUUUAUUUAAAGUUUAUGGAGUAAGGGUAAAAAACUAAAAAUGGUUUUAAAAUUGAGUUUAAACAGUUCCAUAAUAAUUAGAAAAAAUAUUAAUCAAAUUCUUAAAAUCCUAUAAAGUAAUUGCUGGUUCAUAAUAAUCAAUCACCCUGUAUGAUAGGUAUCUAUUCAAAAUGUUUAUUUGAACUUAGUUUUUAUGUCUUUAAAAUAACCUCAUUCUUAACUUUAAAAUCAAAAAUAACCAUUGAAGGUCUGUUACUAUAAUUUUAAUUUUUAGUGUCACAAGAUGUAUACUGCAAGUCAAAAAAGUUACACUAUUUGUAUGUGAUAAUAAAUUUAAGAUAUUAAAUAUUGUAUUUCUUGUAGUUUUUUAAUUUAUAGAAAAACACCAAAAUUAUUUAACAACAUGUUAUAAAUAUUUAUUUUCAUAUUAUUUUAUCCAAUAUUUAAAUGCCAUUUUAUGAUUAUUUUUUUUUAGAUUACUGGAAAUAUUUUUAUGUUGAAUACAUCUUGUUAAAAUUAAAUGGAAGAAUCCUAUCAAAAUAAACCAUAUUGUAUAAUUGGUCGUGGGAGAGGCUUUAUUAUGAGGCAAUGCAAAAAAGAAAAUGAAUUUGAUUAUUCCACCAAUAUUAUUACACCUAGAAUAUUACCACCAAAAUCCACUUAUAUUCCCAAACAAAUCAGUGAAACUGAUGAUUCAAUUUAUGAAACUGGAAUAGAUUCUGGUAUACAUUUUGACAAAUUUGAUGAAGCUAAAGUUAAUGUUGGAUCUGUGGAAGUACUACAGAGAAUCGAAAACUUUGAUUGUAUAUCAAUUAAGUUAAAGAAAAAUAUUGAAAAGUGCAAAUUAAAAAAACCAACUCCCAUACAAAAAUAUACCAUUCCAACAAUUUUAUCUGGAAUGGACCUACUGGGUGCUGCACAAACUGGUUCAGGAAAAACAGUAAUUAAUUACUAAUUAUAUUAUAUACAUUUUAGUAUUGUUCUUAAAUUAAUUACUUAUGUUUGGAUCAAUAGUUUAAAUUACAGAAUAUUGUUAUAAGUAUCCAAUUAGUUAUGAUUUAUUGUAUAUUUACUCCAGCAAUACAUUGUUAUUUAAUACUGAAUACCUAUUUGAAUUGUAUUUCAAAAAUAGUGUGAAUAGAAUUAAAAUUGUUCACUUAAAACUUAAUUACUCUUAUAUCCAAUAAUUUUGUUUUCCAGUGACUAAUUUCUUGGGGGUCCAUAUUUUUAGUGUCCCACUUGUGGGUUGAAAAUUCACCCCAAACAACUCCAUAUAUUAAAAUUACAAUAAUUUGUGUCUAUUACUUUUAGUAACUUCUGAAAACAUAUGGGUAUUUAUUUAAAAUUAUUUUUGCCAUUAUUUCUGUAAUUAUUAUUAGUUUAAUUAAUCUGGUUAUCAGGCAUAGUUCAAUAAUCAUUUGUUAUGUACAUAAUACAAAUUUGCUCUAAGUUAGUUGAAGAACAUAAUUAAAUGUAAUAAUUAUUUAUAAAUCAUAUUUUCAUGUUGAUUUUUUUUUUGAUUAGAUUUAAUAUUACUUUUUUAAUUAUAAUAAUAUAAUAUAUUUUUAGAAAUGUAAAUAGAGUAGAAAUAUUAAUAUUAUAAUGAAGUAAAACUAAAUACUUAAUAUAAUAUAAAUUUGUUAGUUGAUGUAUUGUAUAUUAUACCUACUUCACUCAAUCUUAACAGUAAACAUUCAAAUAUAAUUUUUCAAGUGUUCAUUUAAAAUAAUGUUAAAUUUGUAUUAACAUAACUGAGGGGUCUAGUUUUAAAGUGUACAAUCUCCAAUUUUUAUGAAAAAUGAGAUAAAUGUCCUUUUAUAUGCAAUUUUCAGCAUUGAAUAACUCACUAUUGUUGACCAAAAUGGUCAAACUCGGUAUGUUUUUAAGAUUUAAAAUUACAUUUAGUUUCGAAAUGUACAAUCUCCUUUGAUAAGUAUAUUUUAUGUGUUUUAUUAUUGUGAUAUUAUUCUUGAACAUCAUCCAUAAUAGUAAAUAAUAAUUAUCACUGUUACCGAAUAUGAUUCUAUGAAAUUACAUAGUGCACCAUACUGUACAAACUCCAACCAAAAUUUUGUUAAACCCAAGACAAAAUCGUCCUUUUAAGCAAAAACUGGUAAAUUAUCUUUGCAUAACUAUAUGAAAAGGUUAAAAAAAAAUCAGUAUAACAAAAAAACAUUUUUGAUUAAAUUAUUCGGUUUUAUUUUUUUUUUGGUUUUCUGAAAAUGCAAGUAAAUUUAGCAUCUAUCUGUAAUAGGUACAUAAUUUUUAAAAAUGCAACUUUUACAUAGAAUAUAUGUUAUAUAUUUUAAAAUAAAAUCUAACAAAAAGUAACUUAGUCAUUUUUGAAGAGACUGAUACAAUUAUACUAAAUUAUAAUAAAAUUAUUACUACAUUUUAUAUACUUAUUUUAGGUGGCUUAUGUUUUACCGAUUUUACACAUGUUGAUAGAAAAACCAAAUAAAUUAUUAAUAAAUUCUAAUCAUUGUGAACCUCAAGUGUUAAUUAUAGCACCUACACGUGAAUUGGCUGUUCAAAUUCAUACUGUCGUUAUCAAAUUAGCUAGAGGUACUGGAAUCUCUACAUCAGUUUGUUAUGGUGGUACUUUAGUAAAUUAUCAAAAAAAUCAAAUUUUAGUAAGUUUUUAAAUAUCAACUUCUAAAUUAAUUUGAAGUAAAUAUAUAUAAAAAAACAAAGUAUAUGAAUUUUUAUAUCAAAUGUUGCCAUAUUUUUUAAGUUUCAUUGUUUUCAGCUUAGUAGAUAAGCAUUGUUGUAUUAACUGUUUACAGAAAUUAAUGUAAUAUUAAUUUUAUAUUUCUACUUCAGCAAGGCUGCCACAUACUUGUCGCUACACCUGGAAGAUUAAAUGAUUUUCUUCAGUAUGAUGUGAUUACUUUUACAUCUAUAAGAUUCCUUGUUUUAGAUGAAGUAGAUAAAAUAUUAGAUUUUGAUUCAAAAUAUGAAGUUGACAGAAUAAUUGAUCACAUUUCAAUGAUUUCUGGUGUGAGUAUUACUUAGUUAUUAAAAUAAAAAGAAAACAUUGUUUUAAAAAUGAGCUAUUAAAAUACUGUAGUUGCUGUUUGAAAAUCAACAAUGGGUUUUGGUUUCAUCUCAAAAAUAAAAGCACCAAAAAAAAAAUUGUAAUGUAACAUUUUAGAACUGCUUGUUUCUGUCAUAUUGUAAAAAUUAAAUUUUUGAAAAAAGUUAAUACCAAUUAUUUUCCAAAAUAAUGAGUGUAUGCCCAUUUAAAUAGAAUUACUUAUAGGUGAAUUAAUGGAUCAUUGCCAUGGCUCAAUACUGGUUGACUAUUGUAUAAUCCAACAAUCAUAACAUAAUUAAAAUAUACAUUGAUUUUAUGUAUUUUUUGUUACCCAUGUUACUACUUAAAUUUUAUUAUUGUACCUACUGUUAUUUUAGUAUUUAUUAUUAUUUAUCAAAUACAAUUAAUAUAAAAAUAUUAACAAUUGAUUAAAUAUUAUUAUUUUAGAAACAUAGACAAACAAUUAUGUUAUCAGCCACUUUACCAAAUGUUAUACAGAACUUAGCAGCAUAUUAUUUAAAUACAAACUAUGUGUUUGUAUCUGUUGGCAUUAUAAAUGGUGCUUCACAAGAUAUAACUCAACAAUUUUAUCAGGUUACUAAUUGCAGAAAACGUUAUAUAUUAGUAAACAUAUUAAGUAAAGGUUAAUGUUUUAUAUAGGUUUAAUUAAAAUAUUUCAGUAAAAACAAUAAAUAUUCUAUUUUAUUUUAUAGGUAACAAAGGAACCAUGGUAUUUGUGAAUAUGAAAUGGACAGCUGAUUUUCUUGCCACAUACCUUAGUGAAAAUGACAUUCCAGCUACAAGCAUACAUGGUGACCGUGCACAAAAAUAUAGAGAAUUAGCUCUAGAUGAUUUUGUUAGUGGAAAAAUCAAUGUAAUUGUUACAACAGCUGUAGCAUCAAGAGGUUUAGGUAAAUUAUAAUAGUCACUAAAAUUUAAAUUGCAAAUAUAUAUAUAUAUAUAUAUAUAUACAGGUGAUUCACUAAGUGUGCUCACCCCAUAUUUUCAGUUAAAUUUUGCAUGUAUUCAAAUUCUGAUUUUUGGAAUUUUUAAGUUUAGUUAAAGCCGAUUUCUCUAAACACUUAGAUUACCAACUUUAUAUUUAUUUAUUUACUUAUAAUAACUGACUUUAAUUCCAAAUUUUAAGAAAACAAUUUUAUAGUAGUUAGAUAUAAUUUAAAUGUUAAAGUAAAAAUUGAAAUAUAAACAUAAAGUUAUAAGGUGGAAGAAAAAAUAAUAAAAACACAAAAACUAUUUACAGUCAAAAAAAAAAAACAAAACAAAUGAAAAAAUAUAAACAUAAACUAUUACAUGAGGAAAUCUAUAGUGUACUUAGCAGAGUUACUUUGGGUUAAUAAUAUAUCUAUGGAGGAGGAAUCCAUAUACUUAUGUAAGGAAUUCCGAAUAUGAAAAAAACUUUUGAUUUCUAUUAUAAUGAGUAUUUAUAUUAAAAUUAAUUUGGCAUGAAAUAAACCGGUAAUCAAUUUUAUUAUUUAAAAUUUUGAUUAAAAAUUUAACAUAAGAGAUAUUUUCUUUCUAUAAAACCAUUGCUAAUCUAGAUGAAUUUUUAUUUUACUUUUUCUUAUAGACAUAAAAUUCAUUCAACAAGUUAUUAAUUACGAUAUGCCUCUAGAAAUUGAAGAAUACAUUCAUCGAAUUGGCCGUACUGGUCGAGUUGGAAAUGUAGGAACAGCUAUAUCAUUCUUCAAUGUAAACUAUGAUUGCCAUUUAACAGAGCCUAUUAUAAAAACACUUUUAGCGGUAUUGUAUUUAUUUUAUUAAUUAAAAUUUAUUUUAUUUAAAUAAUUAUAUUUAUUUAUUUAUUUAAGUUAAUUUUAUAAUUUUUUUUUUUAAAUUGGUUUAGGCAAAACAAGAAAUACCCAAGUGGUUGCAAUUUCUUGGGGAGUGUGUUAAAGAUAAAAAUAAUGAAGAAGACUUUAAUAGAAAUAUAGAUUUAAAUACAGAUAUCAGAAAGGUAAGAAUUUCUUGGUUAAAUAUCAAAACAUAGUAUAACUUAUAUUUAAAAUUAAAUUUAACUAUAAUGUUACAUUUAAAUAUAUGUAUUUAUUUUUAUUUACAGAAUGCAAAUCUUGGAAUAAAUGCAGUUGAAGAAUGGUAAGAGUUAACAACAGUUUAACAAUUGAACUCAUAAAUAGUAAUAAUACUAUUUUAUUUUAUUAAAUUUUUAAUGUACUACUUUAAUUAUAUUGUUUAUUAUCAGUAUGCUAUAUUACAACAUAGGUACAAUAUUGUAUGUAUAAAACAUACAUAAUUAAGAUCCCUUUUAAUAAUUUUUUAUUAUUGUUAUAUAAUUGUUUUGUAAUUUUUUUAAGUUCAUCAUUUCGUAUUUAUAUUCAAAUUCUUUUGAAACACAAACAAUGUUAUAAUAUGUUUUUGCUUGCUUGGUAUAUGUAAUAAUUGAAAAAUCAAAAUAUGCUCCAUAAAGAUGCUUUAAUUAUUAUUCCCAAAUGAUCAAAGAAAAUUUUAUAAUUCUAAUUUAUUUAUCAAUUGUUACUUUCACUAUUUUUUAAAAUAAAUAUUUAAAAUUCAUUAUUUUACCAAGUAUAGACCAGUUAAAGCUGGAAGCACUUAACACCAAAAGUCAAUACUACUAUGCAUUUAACACAUAUUAAAAAGAUUUUGUAACAUUAUAGAAACAGGAAAAUAAAUACUUUCCAAUAAACUGUACAAUAAUGUAACUAUAUCUUUAUGAAACAUAAUUUAUAAUUGAAAAUUGCAAAAAAACCAAUUCAUCACAAUUAUAUUAUAAGUGCAUUUAACAUUUAUUUCUUUUUAAAGAUUGUUUUAUUAUAUACCGCUGUUGCAAAUGCUAUCUAGCCACUAAAAUAUUAAUUUCUAUAAUGCUAACCCAUAAAUCUGAUAUUAGAGUGAUAUAUAUAUAAAAAUGUCUAAAAAAAUAUUUUUCAUUCAAAUCUUUGGUCAGAAAAGAGGGUUCUCAUCUGAAAAACAAAAGUUUAUACUAUUUAAGUUUUAAGAAAUAAAGGCAAAAGUUGAAAAUAAUAUUAAAAUAAAGCCUAAACGAUUUCAUUAUAAUAAUAAUAAAUAAAAAGACAUCAUAUGAUAAUUGAGACAGAUGCAGCCACUGUUAUAAGUAAUUUAAUGUAUAUCUGUAAGCAAAAAUAAACCAUUGUUAAUGAAAAACGAUUCUGAGCGCAUUUCAGUUGAUAGUGAUGCUUUGUCAACAGUGUAUAUCAUAUUAUAGUAAAAUAAUUAAAUGCUUUAUAUAUUUUCUGUAAUAA
Molecule: messenger RNA, 7095 nt
Organism: Cinara cedri
Lineage: Eukaryota; Metazoa; Arthropoda; Insecta; Hemiptera; Aphididae
Source: the annotation of a GenBank genome assembly